AUCAUGAUCAGACCCAGCACAACACCAUGCCACACCUCACUUACCUUACCUUUUACUCUGGUAAGGUACCUGCAAACCCGACCUGAGGUCACCUCUAAAAUAAAAUAAAUAUCAUUUCUUGCUUACACUCUCUCUCCUCUUCUUUUCACUUUCCACUGAAAGAAAAAAAAAAAAAAACUUAAACUCUAGAGAGAGAAACUGAUUUAUUUUAGAUCCGUCCAUGGAUUCUUCUAAAGAUCGCGAAACCUUCGUUUACGUGGCCAAGCUCGCCGAGCAAGCCGAGCGCUAUGACGAAAUGGUGGAAUCGAUGAAGAAAGUAGCGAAGCUUGAUGUGGAACUGACAGUUGAGGAAAGGAACUUACUGUCAGUUGGGUAUAAGAAUGUGGUAGGAUCACGGAGAGCGUCGUGGAGGAUCUUGUCUUCGAUCGAGCAAAAAGAGGAGUCCAAAGGGAACGAAGCUAAUGUGAAAAGGAUCAAAGAGUAUAGGCAAAAAGUGGAGUCUGAGUUGUCUACUAUUUGUAGUGAUAUUAUGACCGUCAUUGAUGAGCAUCUUAUACCCUCUUGUACUGCCGGUGAAUCUACUGUAUUUUACUAUAAGAUGAAAGGAGAUUAUUAUAGGUAUUUAGCUGAGUUUAAGACUGGUAACGAUAAGAAAGAGGCAGCUGAUCAGUCACUUAAGGCAUAUGAGACUGCUUCAACCACUGCAGAGAGCGAAUUACCUCCUACUCAUCCCAUUCGAUUGGGUUUGGCACUUAACUUUUCUGUCUUUUAUUAUGAGAUUAUGAACUCACCUGAAAGGGCCUGCCACCUGGCAAAGCAAGCAUUUGAUGAAGCUAUUUCAGAGCUGGAUACUCUCAGUGAAGAAUCUUACAAGGAUAGCACUUUGAUCAUGCAGCUGUUGAGGGAUAACCUCACUUUGUGGACUUCUGACAUUCCAGAAGAUGGAGAAGAUCAAAAAAUGGAAACCUCUGGCAAAGCUGGUGGAGGCGAAGAUGCAGAGUGAGGCUGAUGGAAUCUUGUAGCUGUUCAAUGUGUGGAAGGGAGAAAGAUGAUUUCCCCUCACCUUUGUACUAUUGUUGUUUGAGAGAGGAUUUUGAGAUUUUCUCUUCUGUUAUACCUUAUUGUUGUCUGCUGCUGUUAAUCUGUUUCUGUCAUGCAUACAUUAGCAGGAAGAUUUGGAUUCUUAUAGAGGUGGUCUAUGAUGAUUCUUGGUUUCUCAAA
Molecule: messenger RNA, 1221 nt
Organism: Ricinus communis (castor bean)
Lineage: Eukaryota; Viridiplantae; Streptophyta; Magnoliopsida; Malpighiales; Euphorbiaceae
Product: 14-3-3-like protein D
Exons: 7
Coding region: 221-1003 (260 amino acids)
Biological process (GO): signal transduction
Cellular component (GO): cytoplasm
Source: RefSeq, a predicted model, not a curated record